AUGAGAAUAACAUCAAACUUGUUUGGACUCACAAAACAUUUUAUGAGGCCUACGGCGGUAGGUUUUAUGCAGAUCCGGUGGAUUUCACAGCAUUUGAUGAUACAAACGUUGGGUAAGACAUCAUCUCCAGUCAAGUUCAAUGUGGACAUACUGGAAACACCAUCUAGCUAUGGUUACUUUACGUCCCGUGUGAACAGGCCAUACAAUGAAGAUCGACAUCAGAUUGGAGUGUUGGACAUUGAUUUAUCGCAAAGAAAUGUGAUUCCAGGGGGUUCCAUUGAGGAUAAUAUACAGUUAGAGGGCCGAGUGAAUCAAUUAGAAGGUCCUCAUUACUCUAACUUCUACAAGAACCGUAAAGUGUUUAAUUACAGCAUAUUUGAUGGCCAUGGGGGUGAAGAAUGUAGCUCCUAUUUAAGAGCACAUCUUCUAGAAAGCAUUGAAAAGUUCAAGAUGACUGAAGGUACCAUCAACUAUCUCCUGGAUUUUUAUAGAAAGAAGAUCGGAGGAUACUGGAAACGUUGGAUUCGAAGGGAGAACCAGCAGUUACUUCUUGCCAUGGGAUCACAGAAAAGACUUCGCGAUAACGAGACGGGAGAGCUACUCUUCAGAUCGCAUAAGCUUGACAGUCGAGAUAAGAAGCUUUGGCAAUUCCCUGAGUUUUCAGAGCAAGUGACUCCGUAUGAAUUUUUGAAGCUCCGGAUAUUUCUUAGCUUCUUAUACACAGACUACCAGUUUCUCACGUACGAAAAUACGUUCAAUCAAGAGCACCAGAAAGAAAGAGAACCACGACUCAUAAAUGCAGGGUCUACAUGCACCUCUGCAUUUCUGUACCCUUUAGAUAAGGAUGCUAGCAAUCUUGAUGGAUACUAUUUUCAGGGGGGAGUUCUUUCAAGACUUCUUGUAGCACAGGUGGGCGAUACUCGUGCUAUCUUAUGUGACGAAAGGGGCGUUGCUCAUGCAUUAACUAGAGAUCAUCAUCCUUCCAAUCCCACCGAGUCACGAAGACUUACGAAAUUCAGUGCGAAUUUGAUCAUGACGGAUUCCUUUGGUGAAGAGAGGUAUUUAAAUUUGGCCAACACUCGAGCAUUUGGUGAUAUUUCUGCCAAAGAUGUAGGAGUUUCAGCAGAACCAGAGUUCUUUGACUAUCUAAUAGGAGAUCCAGUGAAGAUGAAAGCAUUUAAAGAGAAGAAUAAAGAAUAUCUAGAACAAAUGGGAGUGAAAGACUACGGGGGAAACGAAUGCUUCAUGGUGUUGGUAUCAGAUGGUGUUACCAAUAAUAUGACAGACCAAGAGGUGGUAGAUUUAAUUACAACUUCAUCCAGUGAGAAAGGAUCCGUUUAUGGAACGCCUCAGGAGGCCUCAAAGGAGGUUGUGAAUUACGUAGAAAUGGUAGGUGGCGAUGAUAACGCUACAUGCUGUACCAUCAGAAUGAACGGCUGGGGUAAAUGGCCUAAUGUGGAUAGAACAAAGAAGUUCAGAGAAGAUAGAUUGACAAGCCUGUUGAGAAGAACGUGA
Molecule: messenger RNA, 1515 nt
Organism: Brettanomyces nanus
Lineage: Eukaryota; Fungi; Ascomycota; Pichiomycetes; Pichiales; Pichiaceae
Exons: 1
Coding region: 1-1515 (504 amino acids)
Biological process (GO): protein dephosphorylation
Molecular function (GO): protein serine/threonine phosphatase activity
Source: RefSeq, a predicted model, not a curated record